AUGGCUCAACCUUCACCGGGAAGGAAAUGUAUCACACUGGGCGGUUUCGACUACUUGGUCCAAUUUCCCACGCAAAUCCCUGGCCAUUACGAGCUCGAACACUUGCUGGAGCCUACAGGCGCGAAUAGGGUACCUGCGACGCAGGAGACGCCGACUCCCAAGGGGACAGAUGUGGGGAUACAGGGAGCGAACGAGACGAACAGCAACUAUCUAGCCCGCCGCAAAUUGAGACAGCUGAACACCGGCAUGGCUGAACCGCGGGUUCGACUUACCCGUCAUCAAGGUCAACUGAACUUUGGAAAUGAGCUACGCCACCUCCUCCAUGCCUAUGGAGAUCCAGCCCCCCACUCUUCCUACCCCCAGGAACCCCUCCCAGAAACCCUGCGCGUCCUCGACGAGAUCGUAACAGACUUCAUAAUCGAAACAUGCCACUCCGCGGCACAAUGCGCUACCUACUCCCGCCGUCAGAAAAUCAAAGUGGACGACUUCCGCUUUGCACUACGCCGUGACCCUGUCAAUUAG
Molecule: messenger RNA, 522 nt
Organism: Histoplasma mississippiense
Lineage: Eukaryota; Fungi; Ascomycota; Eurotiomycetes; Onygenales; Ajellomycetaceae
Exons: 2
Coding region: 1-522 (173 amino acids)
Biological process (GO): RNA polymerase II preinitiation complex assembly; transcription by RNA polymerase II
Cellular component (GO): transcription factor TFIID complex
Molecular function (GO): protein heterodimerization activity
Source: RefSeq, a predicted model, not a curated record